Mycena citricolor is the source of this 3047-nucleotide messenger RNA. Lineage: Eukaryota; Fungi; Basidiomycota; Agaricomycetes; Agaricales; Mycenaceae. The record is from the annotation of a GenBank genome assembly.
CUUCGUCCGAACCGGGCAUGCAACGGAGCGGCCUUGUCGAAAACGUCAUCGCUUGAUCAACCGGGUCAAGUUUCAAGAUCUCCGAGAUGCAUUACUUUCAGAGCGAAGUAGGAGUCAAAAGAACGGAGGAGGUGGAGACCCAACCUCGAGGAUAGACUCAGGGAUCAAAUACUCAACGCCCAUCAGCCCAAUCGAGCAAAAAUGCGGCGCUCGGCGCCCGUGAUCCAGGAGGGUUCGAGGCCCUCUGAUCUUGCAUCGGAUGGAAGUUGCGAGUUGUGUACGGGCGGAACCUAGCCGGAAACCCAACCAGCUGGCUCGCAUAGACUGCAAUGAAUGGGGAACUAGCAAUGGAUCGCUUUGAAUCAGGAUGAGUCCAAGUUGAAGCGCUAAAGCUCAACGUUCGGAUCGGAACUUGUGAAGGCAGAAACUUGUAAUUAUCAGCUAGGCUCAUCACGUGCACUGUCCCUGCCAUUGACGCGUCAUAACUGGGGUCAUCUUCCGCUGCCCCUAUGUAAUUUCACGACCAUCCAUUCACGACAAGCUCCAAUCCGAAGUACAAUGGACAAAGCAGCGUCAAUCACUGCAGCGUUUGAAGCAGGCAAAUUGCCCACGACGGACCAAGUGAACCAGUUCCUCGAUUGGUUGUUAACAAGUGUGGUUCCUGCCGUGCAGCCUGUAGCGGAUGCAUUGAGCGGACAGGGCCGUGUACUGGCGAAUGACGUCCGCAACAUCCUGGAGGCCUACAAAGCGCUCAAUGAUCACAAAAACAAGGAUAACGUGCUGCAGGAAGCGCUGUGGCAUCUCUCACAAGGCGAUGCAGAGGUCUUGGUCUCAUCCGCCGACGAUGUCGUCGACACGAAGGAAGUCUCCUCGGACGCAAAAGCCGUCAGCGACUCGCUCCGCUCCAUUCUAGCCAUCGUAUGGCAGAGCAUCGCCUCAGAGGGCAGUUUUCUCUUCAAUGACUUCGCGUCUUUCGCGCGUCUCGCGCUUGCCGAUGCGGCGGAGGCCGUCGAGCAAGGUGCUGGACGUGCGAAGGAAGGACUUCGGCAAGUCGAGGAUGAUGUUCAGGAAGGAAAGCGUGACAACUUGGGCCGAGACAAACAGCGGGUUGAGGAGGAGAAGGAUGUCCGUGUUGCCUUCGAGCACGGUAUGGACACGCUCAAGGAUGCAGGAUCGGGACUGAUUGGUGCCGGACAAACCGCCGUCGAGAAGACGCAGGACGUGUCCGAACGCACCUCCUCCCGUUUGCAGAAAGCGUAUCAAAAUGCUUGCCAACGAGCCCAGAAUGAUCGGGAAUAUCAUGAUUCUCUCUCCAACCUUUUCGAUACCAUACACAAGUGGAUAUCCAAGGCAUUCGACUCAAGCAAGCCUUUCACGCUUGACGAUCUGGUUGAAGAUACGUCUUCUGAACAACACCUGCACAAGGCUCUCGGCGCGAUAAAGACAUUCAUCGAUCGCUUUGUCUCUCACGAGAUUUCUGUCGAUGACGUGCUCGGAAAGGGUCAACUCUUUAUCUCUGCGGUCCGCGGGGACUCAGUCGAGGUCAAAGACUGGCUCGACAAAUUCUUGGCUCACGCUCACAAGUCGUUGGAUGAUGCAGAUUAUCCAAAUUCGGACGAAGCCAAGGAUUUACGGCGUCAGCUGCGCAAGCAGUGGCGUGAGCUGCUCGAUGCGGACACGGAAGCCGGUCACGCUUGGACUGAAUUCAAACAGUCCGUGCAGACUUUCGGAAAAGCUCUCACCUCAGACAAAGACAUUGAAAAGUUGCGAGAUGUUCACAGCCGCCUUGGUGCCGAUAUCGAGCGUGGGCUGGUUGAAGCCGGUGACAAGGCCGAGACUGGCGUACAGGCUGUCUUAGAAAAGGUGUCUUGGUUCUGGCAUGAUUUGUUUGCUGUUUACGCCCCGCGUAUGCUCUCUAUGCUCAAAGAUCUACCUAUUCCGCGAACGGAGUACGCAGAUAAGGAUGUUGAGCUCGUUCUCGAGAAUCUGGACAUCUCCACCUUGUCCCUCAACCCCGCUCACAUCUUUAUCCGCAAUAUCACCGAUAUUGACGUGCGAACGAGUGAGAACGCGGCAGCAACCACGGCCGGCGUUGGAACAUACACACACAUCCGUCUCCAAGCUGUUCAGCUGGCUCUCAAGGAUGUUUCCUUCUACUACAAUGACAAAACGGCGACGUUCCCACCCAGCGAGCACACGGGCUUGCUCGAGCUCAAGAUGCCUCCACAGGGUAUCGACAUCGACUUGAAGAUUCGGCUCAUCCCGUCUGCCAAGGAACGCGAGUCGCGUCGCGCAUUCAACCAAAUCGAGAGCCUCACUGUCAAUAUCUCGGACGACGUCGAGCUCACAGUCCGAGAGAGUAAUCAUCCCAUCGUCCUCACUGUCUUCAAACCCAUAUUCAACAUGCGCUUCCGCGAUGCUCUCGGCAAGACCCUUUCCGAGCAGUUCCGUGCCGCAAUCACCUGGCUCGACGCUGUGGCUUAUGAUACCGGCCGUCGUUCUGAAGUAUUUUCGGAUGCUGGACUCGGACCGGGCUCAUCUCUGAUGGCUGCAGUGUGGUCUGAAAUCGGCCGCCUGACGAAGGGACAAAGCUACGGCUGGCGGGCGACGGGAACUGGGCUGGUUAUCGAAGACGAUGCAGGCCAAGCCAAGUUCGCCAUCGGCGCUGAGCCUCAAGUCUUGAGCGGCGAGAAACGCGGACCUGUCGGCACCGCAUCCGAGAGUCUGGACAAGCGGGCAGGUGAUGCAGUCAACGCUCUUAAAGGUGAAGUCGGUGGAGAUGCGCAGGACGCGAAGAAUGCGGCGAAGGAAGGAGCGAAGGAUGUCAAGAAACACGUCGAGGGUCUCGUUGAUGACGGCAAGAAGCAAGUGCGGUCGUUCCAGCGCACAGUCGAACGCAAAGUCACCGAAGAGAAGAAGUCGAAGGGAUGGAAGAGUCAAGCUUUCGAUUUGUGAAGUCGACCGAUUUGAGUCUGUAGCCAGAACAAUUGUAACAUCUGUGUAAACUCGGCCUGUAUACUACGCGUUUUUGUCGGCAAUCAAUGGAG